Molecule: messenger RNA, 1026 nt
Organism: Yarrowia lipolytica CLIB122
Lineage: Eukaryota; Fungi; Ascomycota; Dipodascomycetes; Dipodascales
Source: RefSeq, a predicted model, not a curated record
AUGACCAUACCAUCAGAUACCUCAGAGAAGAAUAUACCAAAGGACUUUUCCGUAGAAAACAUUUACGGGAAAUUAACUGAUGAUGAAAUAUUGCAGAGUAGGAAAUCUCAUAUCCAGUCGGUGAGAUUGGCCUUCAAGUCGCUACCAAAGACUCGAACCAGAGUCCCUCAACAUGAUGCCUCUUUCGUGGGGAUGGAUCCCGAACUAGUGACUUUCAAAAGUGCUUCAGAUCCUUUGUACCCCAAAAAUUGGCCCCUAAGAAGGAAGCUCUUCACUGUUGUGGUGGCAUCUCUUUAUGUCGGAGCUGAGCCCUUCGUGUCUGCAGCCUUUCCAAAAAGCACUACGCUGUCGCUUGCCCAUAGCGGAUCAAGCGUUUUUGUCAUGUUGAUGGUGAAAAUUGUCCCACGAUUGAUAGGACUGGUCAUUGUGGGGCCUUUGUCUGAUUACUUCGGUCGUAAGGUGCUGUUGAACGCGUCUGUUUCAAUCUUGAUUGGGUCCUCAGCUCUGGUUCACGUCUACUUUGACCGGUUCUCUUUCUUCCAAUUGGCUUCUUUCAGUUUUUUAUCAACUCUGGGGGCUUCCUCCCCUUUAUCUGUGGGGUCAAAGAUUCUAAAUGACGUCUUCUCACCCUCCGCUGUAGGUGGGGGGCUCCUUGUCUACCUCUGUGGACCCGUGGUUUCCUACUUUGGAAGCCCGGUGGCCGUAAAUCUAAUAAAGGAGUUUCCUGCUGGUUAUUCGUCGGGUUGUUUCUGUGUAGUCAUGGCAUUGCUGUUUGCUUUGAUUCCAGAAACCUCACCUGCGAUGAUUCUUCACCAAAAGGUUACCGUGUUGAGACAGUUAACCGGAAAUAAGCAUCUCCACAGUCUGUAUGAAAUCACGCGGGAGCCAAUCUCUGUCCAAUUACGACGACAUCUUGGCAGAACCUUUGCAAUGGCUGGAUCCCAUCCAUCACUGUACAUAGCCAUGCUGAUAGGGGCCUUGUUGUUUGGAGUGAUAGCAGCAAUAUGGGCGCUCUGGUGGGCAUGA